UGUGCCCAAGGAGGUUGUGAUGGGUUGACAGGUGCGUGACAAUCGGAGCUCUCUGCAAGCAUGUACGCCAAAGGCAAGAGUAGCAACGUGCCGUCCGACAGCCAAGCCAGAGAAAAGCUAGCGUUGUACGUGUACGAGUACCUGCUGCACGUCGGAGCCCAGAAGUCAGCACAGACUUUCCUCUCAGAGAUCCGAUGGGAGAAGAACAUCACAUUAGGAGAACCUCCAGGGUUUCUCCACUCUUGGUGGUGUGUUUUCUGGGACCUAUACUGCGCAGCCCCAGAGAGAAGAGACACAUGUGAGCACUCCAGCGAGGCCAAGGCCUUCCAUGACUACAGUGCAGCAGCAGCCCCCAGUCCCGUACUCGGGAACCUCCCCCCAGGAGAUGGCAUGUCCGUGGGUCCGGUCCCACCAGGAUUUUUUCAGCCUUUUAUGUCCCCUCGUUACCCGGGAGGACCCAGACCACCCCUCAGAUUACCGAAUCAGGGGCUUGGUGGUGUGCCAGGAAGUCAGCCAAUGUUGCCCAGUGGCAUGGACCCCACAAGACAGCAAGGUCACCCGAAUAUGGGGGGGCCAAUGCAGCGGAUGACGCCACCUAGGGGCAUGGUGCCACUCGGGCCGCAGAGCUAUGGAGGAGGGAUGAGGCCGCCACUGAAUGCACUAGUUGGGCCUGGGAUGCCGGGCAUCAACAUGGGGCCGGGAGGUGGGAGACCCUGGCCAAAUCCUCCAAAUUCAAACUCUACUCCUUAUUCGUCUGCAUCUCCAGGCAGUUAUGUGGGACCUCCAGGAGGAGGGGGACCACCCGGUACCCCAAUCAUGCCAAGUCCAGCAGAUUCAACCAACUCCGGAGACAACAUGUACACUAUGAUCAGCACAGGUCCCCCAGGUGGCAGUCGACCAAAUUUCCCUAUGGGUGCAGGAGGUGACGGCCCAUUAGGGGGAAUGGCUGGAAUGGAGCCUCAUCACAUGAAUGGAUCAUUAGGGUCUGGCGAUAUGGACAGUCUCCCAAAGAACUCGCCAGGUAAUCUGAGUAUGAGUAACCAGCCAGGAACCCCCAGAGAGGAUGGCGAGAUGACCGGAAACUUCCUCAAUCCUUUUCAGAGUGAAAGUUAUUCUCCAAACAUGACCAUGAGCGUGUGAAGACGAGGCCAGCAGCCCGUCAGCUUACCUGCUGCCAGCCUUUGACAAAAAGCAACGGAUCACAUCUGAUGUCACGUCGGCCCGUGGCUCCUCCUCCUCGCCCUUGACCUCCCCAAUCAGGGGGUGGGGGGGGCUUUGUCCUAACGCUACCCCACUUAUCCCCUGAUGUUUGUCUCAUCUAACUUGCCCCAUUCCAAAUAACCACUUUGGCCACACGUCGAUUCCCCUUCUGCAACUAUGCGACUGUACAAAGGAAACAAUAGAGACACACGAAGGAAAAUCUGAGGAUGUUUGAGCGCGGACUUUUCCUGCCCCGCAGAAACUACAGCCAGCAUCCUAUUUAUUUUCAAGUUUAAAGGCAGUUCACAUGGUUAACGCUUCUGUAACUGAUUGACACCAUGGACUUUUUUUUUUUUUGGUAACUUUUUUAACAAGCGUAUCUCAUAAGAGAAUUAAGGACACCUUGCCUUGACGUUUAUUUGAUUGGCUGCAGAUUUUUAUGUUUUCUUUUCGCCAUUUGUUUGUCCAUCCAGUCACACUAUGUACUUCAAAACAUAACAUACUAAUAUAUAUGUGUUUUCAUUUCUAACUCUAAAAAGAAGCCCGUGUUUAAGAUAAACAGAAUUCGAUUGUGGCUUUUCUUUCAUCAGUAAUUCUUUUUUGUUUAAUGUGGCCCCUGUCGUGUGUUCUCUGAACUUUGAUGCCAAAUAAUCAACAAUAUUCAGUACAAGUUGCUCAAUGGGUGCAACUGCACGCGUGCAUUCCAGUUGGCUAUUUGCUUUGGGUUCCCACAUUGGAAUUAUUCACAGAUAUGAGACAACGCAAAAAGAUUUCGCAAUGAAAACUUCAACUCAUCAUCCGAUCAAACUGUGACAUCAGUGUGGACGAAAAGGCUGGGUUGGUACAGAACGUGGGAUUGUUUCUAAUACAUGUUUUGUUUUUUUUAUGUUUUAUUUAUGGUGUACAAAAGAUCCACAUGCCUGUGAACAUCCUCCCUCUGCAUUCCUAACUGCAAAGUGUACAGCCCACAAAUGUAGCUCCCUGUCUUGUAUGUGUAUUUGAUAUUAUGAUUCAGAUUAUUUAAUGAAAAUUCUUACUGCUAUUGGAAAAGCUGGACUGAUGAUGAUGAUGAUGAUGCAAUGUGACAAACUUAACAGAGAUGAGUUUAUUUGUGUGUGUGUGUUUUUUUUAAAUAAGUUUGAAGCCAUAAGGUGCGGGUACAAGAUGGCACAUUUGUAAAUCGGACCAUGUUUGGUGGCAGUACGUUGAACUCCAUUUGUGAUGUGUUCACUUCUUUUUUUAUUCUUGUAUUCAGUUUUUGUAAAUAUACAGAGAAGUAUUUCAUGGUUUUGAAUAUGCUGUUAUAAAGCUUCUCUUCCCUCA
Hippocampus comes (tiger tail seahorse) is the source of this 2523-nucleotide messenger RNA. RefSeq names its product single stranded DNA binding protein 2a (gene ssbp2a). Gene Ontology annotation, biological process: positive regulation of transcription by RNA polymerase II. NCBI's taxonomy places the organism in Eukaryota, Metazoa, Chordata, Actinopteri, Syngnathiformes, Syngnathidae. The coding region runs from base 61 to 1140 and encodes 359 amino acids. The record is from RefSeq and is a predicted model, not a curated record. Gene Ontology annotation, molecular function: protein binding; single-stranded DNA binding. The transcript is spliced from 17 exons. Gene Ontology annotation, cellular component: nucleus.